UUGCAGACGGCGAAAGCCAAGGAGCUGGCUGUACCGGCAAACUUCCUCUCACCAUUGGAAGAUACCGAAGUUGUCGAAGGAGAAACACUCACCCUGAAAUGCGUUGUAGCCGGUGAACCAUUCCCAACCCUUACCUGGACCAAAGACGGAGUGGAAUUGGAGAAAGACGAUCGUGUUACGAUGCGUGUCGCUCUUGAUGGAACGGCCACGCUACGUAUACGUGAUGCACGAAAAUCAGAUUUUGGACAGUACCGUAUCACUGCAAAGAACGAAAGUGGAACAGAGUCCAGCGCUUGUCAAGUUACCGUCAAGGACAAAGGUGAAGAACCAUCCAAGCCACGUUUCAUCAUUCCACUCAAAUCAUGCGAAGCCGAAAUUGGCCAGAAGAAGGAGUUCGAGGUGAAACUGCGAGGUUAUCCCAAGCCUACUCUUGAAUGGCUGUUGAACGAGGAAACAAUGAGGUUCGAUGAGCGUGUCACUGUCGAAGAACUCGGCGCUGGAAAUUACUGCCUUACUAUCAAGGAGAUCCGUGAAUCCGACUUUGGUACGAUACGUUGCAUUGCCACAAACGAACAUGGCAAAGACCAGUGCCAGGCUGAAUUUGACCAGUUCGGUCCUCGUGUUGGUCGCGAAAAAGAGGAUGACCGCUAUCCGCCUCGAUUCAACGUUCCCCUAUGGGAUAGACGCAUCCCGAUCAACGAUCCUCUUGCCAUCGAGUGUCAUGUGGAUGCGAAACCAACGGCUGAAAUCGAGUGGUUCAAAGACGGCGUUAAGUUGGAAAUUAGAGAAGGCGUUGAAAUUCGUAAUACCUCGGAUGGAGCCUGUCGGGUACGAAUCGCAAGGUUCGGGAAAGAAGACGUCGGUGUGUACAUGUGUGUGGCGAAGAACCCCCUCGGUGUUGCUGACACGAGGUCGACAUAUUCCGUUGAGGUGAUGGAGAUGGAGGAACAUGUUGAGAAGAGGGAGUACGCCCCACGUUUCAACCCGGGGCUUGAAGACAAGACUGUAAACCUCGGACAGAACGUUCGACUCUCCUGUACUGUCGAUGCGAUUCCAAAAGCAAGCCUUAUCUGGUACAAAGACGGUCUACCUCUGCGAUCUGGUGGCCGUUUCACGAUCACAACAGAAGAGGAUGGUACUUGCUCGUUGGAAAUAAGUCAAACAGUUGCAGGUGACGAAGGUGCUUACCGGUGUGUGGCCUCAAACGAACACGGAACUAUCAACACUGGAUGCUUGGUCACCGUGAAGGUGCCCAAAGCUGAAGCAAAGAAAGAAGGUGAAGAGCCGUUCUUCACGAAAGGACUUGUCGACAUUUGGACUGAUCGCGGUGAAUCGUUCACGUUGAAAUGCGCCGUAAAAGGCGAUCCGUUCCCAGAGAUCAAGUGGUACCGCAACGGAAUCUUGGUUCGUGACUCGCAGAGGACAACAAUCGAAACGUCUGCGGAUGGCACCUGUUCGUUGACGGUAAAGGAAUGCACGAUGAGCGACGAGGGCAUCUACAGAUGCGAAGCCGAAAACAAGCACGGAAAAGCAAAAACUCAGGCCACGGCCCAUGUGCAGGUAUCGCUUGGCAAAGGCGAUAUGCCCAAACUCGAAAUGGGAUCACCUCCAAGAUUUAUCAUUCCUCUGGAAGACCAAACAGUUCUUGUGGGCGGUGUUAUCGAUCUUGAAUGUAAAGUCACUGGAGAACCGAUGCCACAAGUGAAAUGGUCCAGAGAUGGUGGCCCAAUAUGGGAAGAUUCGCGUUACGAAUGGGAUAUCGAUGAAGCUAAGGGAAUCUACCAUCUUCGAAUACAGUCGGCUACAGUGAACGAUGAAGGAACCUACCGAUGUGUUGCGACCAAUGAGUCUGGCUCCGCAACGACCAAAUCCUUUACUCGCAUUGAUGACGGUUUCUCCAUGCAAAUCCCAUCGAAGAGUAUCCCACCACGAUUUACUAUCCGCCUCGGCGAUGCCCGUGCCGUAGAAGGACAACCACUACGACUCGAAUGUAAAGUAGAAGGAUCACCAUUGCCCGAACUCACUUGGAACAAGGAUGGAGUUCAGAUCCAUCCUUCGGAUCGGGUGCAGCUCAGUAUGGAUGCAGAUGGUGUCGCUCGUCUUGUCAUUCCACAAUGUUGCAUGGACGAUGAAGGUAUUUACCGAGUCAUCGCCACCAACCCUUCGGGUACUGCCCACGACAAGGGUAACGCUAUCAUCAAGAGAGCUCCUCGUGACCGAGAACGUUCUGCUGAACGCGAUCAAUUCGAUGCCAACAAAGUCCCGAAGGUUGUCGAGCCCCUCGAAAACGUCAAGAUCCCCGAAAAGCAAGGAUUCCGACUCCGUUGUAAAUUCAGUGGUGAACCAAAAUUGUCUAUCAAAUGGUUCAAGGAUGGUGAACGGGUAUUCCCCUAUGGAAGGCUCAAGCUACUGGAAUCACCCGAUGGAGUAUGCGAGUUGAUUGUCGAAUCGUCGAUCCGGCAAGACGCCGGUGGAUACAGAUGUGUCGCGGAAAAUGCCUAUGGAUCUGCCAGGACGACCUGUGAAGUUACCGUAAUCCAGAAAGAACGUAAACCAAUUACGGACUUCGAUGCUACGCUCAAAGAAGGAAAAGCUCCCGGAUUCACUGUUCCACUCACAAUUCGACGAGCAAAACCAGGAGCUAACGUCACAUUCGAAUGCGUUCCCUACGGAAAUCCAUUCCCGCAGAUCCGAUGGCUUAAGGACGGUAUUGAAAUAACUGAAUCGAACAAGAUCAGAUUCGAAGCACUGGAAGACGGAACCCAGCGUCUCCAUUUGACCGAAGUGGACUUCUUCAGUGAAGGAUACUUCCGUUGUGUUGCUACUAACGAACAUGGUACUGCUUCGACAAAAGCUGAGCUUGUCAUCGACGGUACGUAA
This is a messenger RNA of Haemonchus placei, 2880 nucleotides long. Lineage: Eukaryota; Metazoa; Nematoda; Chromadorea; Rhabditida; Trichostrongylidae. The record is from the annotation of a GenBank genome assembly.